Tricharina praecox is the source of this 2736-nucleotide messenger RNA. RefSeq lists its product as uncharacterized. Bases 229 to 2565 code for a protein of 778 amino acids. NCBI's taxonomy places the organism in Eukaryota, Fungi, Ascomycota, Pezizomycetes, Pezizales, Pyronemataceae. Gene Ontology annotation, molecular function: telomerase inhibitor activity; G-rich strand telomeric DNA binding. Gene Ontology annotation, biological process: regulation of telomere maintenance via telomerase; telomere capping. The record is from RefSeq and is a predicted model, not a curated record. The transcript is spliced from 4 exons. Gene Ontology annotation, cellular component: nuclear telomere cap complex; chromosome, telomeric region.
CCAACGCGAGCCAAGCCCAUCUGCAGCCGCGUGCAAUUCACGUGGCAACCGCACCGCAUUGUCGUGACGAUAAAACGCGCCGCGCCGCCCUCACAGAAAGCUGUGCAUGCUGCUAGGUUCGUUCAGCUACUAUACUUCGAUCCAUCACCCGAGACUCUCCACACCAACCCUUCGCUCACCCGUCAACACUCAGCGACCGAACUCCAAGUCCGUUCACCAUCACGCACCAUGUCGUCGGAUCCUCCAUCACUCGGUUCAUGGCCUACCACACACCUCUCGCUCGCUUCGGUAGCGCCCGAAACCGCGGCAGCUUCGGCAUACCUCAAGGGCGUAGUAUCACUCCAAUGGCCAUUUUCGCCGAGUAGUGCAACACUGUCGCUACUCGUCUGCGAGGAGGACGUCCGGCUGCGAGCGUCAAAUGGGCAGCUUCGUGUCGAGUUUCGGGGUGCUUCGGCAAGAGAGGUGGACGCGAAGAAAGUGCAAAUUGGAGAUCAUAUAGAGCUGUCGCUGGAGGGCGCCGAGCUUGAAGCGCUGGAUAAUGCUACGCCGAGGGAUGUGCCAUGGAAGAUGGUAUUUUCUACGAGAAUGGUCAUGAAGUUCAAAACCCCCACCGGUUGGGAUAGCAUAGACAUCGAUGUUCCUUCAGAGGAGGAACCUACGGACUCAUUCGAAUCAACACUUCCCGACGAAGACGACGCAUUUAUGUAUCCACCUGCUCCGUCCACAAAACAGCCGACUACUCCUCGACGCCAGAAUGAGUGGAGCUACAAACGGAAAGGGGACCUGCUCGCAACCUCACCGUUGUAUCUGCAAAAUCUGUUUGGCGAUGAAGAAUAUAAUCUGGAGGUCGAUGUGGAACGACCGAGGAAGAGACCCAGGUUUGGCAAUUCCUACAGACUCGUGGACCGAACUCCAAGCCCUGGGCCCGAAGGCGAAGACGAGGGUGAGGGUGUGCAGGACGUUUUCGACUUCAUGCCGGAGAUCGAUCUGGAAGCUGCACGCCUUGCUGCCAUGACAGAUGAACCGCUUGUCAUAUUUCAAGAUGAGCCUACUCCUGAUGAGCCCAUGGUGAUAUUUCGAGAUCAGCCUGCUCCCGAUGCCGGUGAUCACUCAAAUUGGAUGGACAUGCCGCCACCACCUCUUCCUCCCCUCAAUACACAAUUCAAUAACACGGAAGACGAAAUACCCGAUUCACCUUCGCUACGACCAGCCCCAUCACCACAGUUACCUCUUGUUUCCCCGUUCCUUCACCGCGGACUGUCCGAGGACUAUGUCAGUGCUGGUGAAGAAAUUCGCGAAAACGCAUCAGAGGUGCUGGAUACACAGGAAGAUGCAGGCUUGAGAAUGGAGCUGCAGGCGCCUAUGUCUAUGCCUGCGAAGGGAAUACCGCGCGACCAAGAAGGUGAUGAAUUCGAUGACGAUCCCUUCGCCGUAGUGACGGCAAUCUCAGCAGAGAAUUCGAGACCCACGUCGAGUGCCGGUGAGAGUGAACAGGACUCUCUGUUCGAUGAGAUGUCAGACAGGGAGGAUUCGCGAACUCGCCCAAGGAGCAGAUCACCAUUACCGGGUCCAUCGCCUCUACGGAAAGUCCAGCGGGUGAAGACCCCCGAACGAUCACCUACCGCCAGUAGAUCCAAGCUAAGAUUGCAAAUCACUUCCACCACCUCGGAGUCACCACAACCAGGCGAUACACCUCGAUCCGCCGCACCGAAAACCCCCUACCUUUACCUUCCGACGCCGUCACCGAAGGUCACCAGCAACGAGCACAUGUCGUUCCCAUUUUCUCCGCCGAGCAGGCUGGACUUCGGCAGAAGAGCAUCCGAAGCGGGUGACUCACCACGCGGACAGAAGAGAAAACUGCUUCGUCAAUCCCUGGACUCCGCUCCGCUAGACUUAUCGACCUACUUUGGCCGCCCAGGCCCACAUGCAACCGAGUACUCGGUCGCAGAAGAGGACGGUCUAGCCGAAGCUCCGAGUAGCCCCACCGCAGAGAAGGGCCCGUACAAGCGCCGGAACAGUAUACAUGAACCACACUUGCAGCGAAGGGGGAGCACGGUCCAUUUCAGAUCCGGCAUCACGACUCCUCUGUCGGACUUCCCUCCAUUGGUAUUCCUUUCAUGGGGUGCAACAGUAGACCUGAUCGGCGUGGUCAGUCAGCACAGUCCUAUCGCACGAGCCGAGUCGGGCCAGAAGGACUAUUACAUGGCCCUCAGGAUCGUUGACUCCUCGCAAAACACGGGCAUUGUUAUGCGGAUAUUUAGGCCGUACAAAAAUGCCCUUCCGGAGGUUGAGGUGGGGGAUGUGGUAAUGCUACGUUCAUUCAAGAUCACAUCAUACAAGCACAGGUAUGUCGGCGUGUCAACAGAGAAUUCGGCUUGGGCGGUGUGGAAGGAGCAUGGUAAACAGCGGCCUGCCGUAUGCGCCGGGCCUCCGGUGGAAUACGGCGACGAGGAAGAAACAUAUGUGGCCAGCAUUGGAACGUGGUAUAUGGGCUUGGAUCCACAGUACAGAGAGACCAUGGAGCACAGGCCAAAGGAGGAGUUGGUGGCUGGCAUCAAGAAAUAACGAUGUAAUGAUGGAUGGUUGCGAUGCUACGAUUACAGAGUCAAGAUCAUUUUUAUGUUUCUAUAGGUACUACUGCCAUUCUACUCACACUCGUGUUUUUAUCUCUGUAGAUACCUGCUUCUGCUUUCCUGCUGCGUCUGUUAAGGUGUAUUUUACGUACAUACUUCCCAC